AGAAAGACUGUCUGUGCUGGAGAAGAUGGGUCUUGCUGUUGGAGAACUUUGCAAAGACAUCAAGGAUCGCUUUUGUCAGACUGUCAAUCUUGCCUCUGUAAGUGCUGGUAAAGGAAACAUGGCGUUGUUGGAGUUUUUAACCUGGAGAAACGUUCAGAGUAGAAAUAAUGUCCCUGAACACACUGAAGCUGCAGCAUCCAAGUGCUGAAGUGCGAGAGUAUGCCUGUGCCAGUAUUUCCAAGCUGUUGCAGCAGAAGCAGGUCAUCCCAGCCUUUCUGCAGAGGGACGUUGUGCGAUGCUUAGGGCCGUUGCUGAUGGAUCACAGUUUAGCUGUUCGUGAGACAGCUGCAGGUGCUCUUCGAAAUCUGAGUGCUUGUGGAGGAUUUGAAGUCUGUGAUGACAUGGUGACAAAAGACAUCAUGACACCCCUUGUUGCACUUCUGAAAGAGUGUAGCACUGGACUAGAUGCUAACCAGCUCUCUCCAAAGAAAGGCAGAGAGAUGAAUAAAAAUUACAUUGAAGACAUAGCCAAUGAGGCUAUUAAUUUGCUGUGGAAUGUAUGUGAAUGCAGUAAUACCGCAGUAUCCAUAUUCAAUAAAGAAGGAUGUCUGGAGGCUGUGUUACAUUACAUGAAGAAAUCUUCCACAAAUGUGGAUCUGGCUAUUUCUGUAGCAAACUGCUUGCAGGCGGUGACAGAAGAUAAUCCGGACCUUCUUUCUUCGUUUAAUGCUUCUGCACAACAAGUAUUGGAAACUGUGAUGUUAUGUCCAGAGAGCACAAUGAAGCAUAUACUUCUGAGGACACUGAUAGCAGGCACUAUCUGGAAUAUCAAGGGCAUCAUUCCACCUGGCAGCCUGGGCAGCAUGGUUAAUGCAAUCCUCAAGAUUUUUUCAGAAUCGUUAGCAAUAGAUGCUGGUGAAACAAUUAUUCGCAUGAAUAAAGCUGAAAAAAACAGGUUAAAACUUGCUGCAGAGGCAGAAACAGAGCAAAACAUGAGUGAUGUUAUAGACAACUCUGUUUUGAAUGAAGACGAUGACAUGGAAGAAACACCAAGAGGAAAAGUGAUGAGAGAAAAUGACAUUUCAGAUCUACUUCCGUCUGAGAAGUGGGAACUGAAAGAAGUGACAGCUUUACUGAUGGCUCAGCAGACUGCUUUGGAAAUCAUUGUUAAUAUGUGCUGCAAUGAAGACCCUUCCGAUGAUGAAUGGGAAGAACUCUCCAGCAGUGAUGAAAGUGACUUGUUUAUGGAAAAUUCGUACAAUGAGGGGAGUGGGCUGCUCAUGUCACCUUUGUGCCUCUCUGAUGAGGUUAAUUCUGCAUUCCUGAACAACCUCAUUCCAAAGAAGAUUCUUGAAAAAACAGCUUUUCCGAACAGUGUUGCUCUAGACAUCUGUAUGCACAAUCCGUCUUGGAAACCAUUAAUUAAAAAACUGAAUACAGUGCAGUGUAGAGCUUUAACAUGUCUUCAUAGCAUUUUAUUAGUGUCAGAUGUGGAUUGUCUUGGAGGAGCUUCAGCGCUUCAGUCCCUUGCACAGCAUCUCUCACACCUAGUCUUUUCUAAAACAGAACUCCCUACAGAUGCAGAAUUUCUGGAAGCCAUAACCAGUGCUUUGAGGGCCCUCCUACAAACAAUGGCAUCAAAGAACGUCUCCCAGUGUAUGACUCCUGAGCAGCUCUUGGCUUUAUGUGAAGCUGGUAUUCACAGCAGCAAUGCCAGUGUUAGAGUGAAUGUAGUGAGCAUCCUUGGAAUUUCUGGCAGCGUCCUAGCAAAAGGAGAAGAUACAGCAGAAACACUAAAGAUGAUUGGAAAAUUUCUUCUUGAGGUUGCUAUGAAGGAAUCUUCUCUUGUGGUAGCAGGGGAGGCCUUGGAUGCACUUUUUGAUGUAUUUGCAGAUGGUAAAGAAGCAGAAAAGGCCGCUGUACAGAUCAAGUUGCUUCCAGCACUGAAAGAAUUUCAGCCAGUGUUCAAAAUGAGGAUGCGAAAAGAAGGCAAAGGACAAUAUAGUACAGAUCAGCUGUGUGUUCUUGACAAUGUGAAGAUGAAUUUGAGAAGAUUCAUUGCAUAUCAGGAGACACUAGGGAAAACCCCAACUUGAAACAUCGAGGAACUUUAAACUAAGGUUUCCCUUAUUGAAUAAUGUUUUCCAAAAAUAUAACCGUUUUGAGCUUCUAAAAUGUAUUGAGCAGAGCGGUUUUGCUUUCAUGUUAAUGCUACAUUUUUACAUGCAGUAUUUUUAUACUUCUGGGUUGAUGCAAUGUGGAAGUCCCAUCAGCUGAAAAACACACCAUGUGCUUUGAGGUAAAGUGUUAGCAGUGAUAAGUACGUGCUUUUGCACUCCUGAGGUCUGUACGUAGCACCACUGUCAUUGUUUGGAAAUCCUCAUGCAUCCUGGUGGAAAACUUAAUUGCAGGAAAAAGUAAUUUGGAGAAUAUUCUCAGUUAUGUGUGUGUCAGAUCAAGACAAAAAAAGCUUUAAAAGCUCAAGAUAUUUUUCAGGGAAUUGAGCAGUGGCAGAGUGGUCAUAUUUGUUAUUUUCCCUUACCUUUUUCUAGAAUUGCACAGGCACUUAUGGCAAACUUCCUAAGAGAAGUGUAUGAUAAGUGUGUAGAUUACUGUCAGCACUUGAAUCUGAUACUUUAUGAGGUUUAUGGAAGAGAAAACAGAUUCAUUUAUGAUAAAUUCAUAAUGAUAGCUUUUUGCUGUGCAAGUUGGUGUAAGAGAAUCCUAUGCGUAUAUGCAGCUCCCUGGAUUCACUGGAUUUACUUUGUUGUGACUGGUAUUUCUGACAGUUGAGUUUCCUGGUGUACUUUCUUCCUUGUAAUUCUACAUCAGGAUGAAUCUGAAUUCGGGGAAGUAGUAAACCUAAUUAAAAGUAUUUUUUUAUACUGAGAUGUUACCGAAAGUAACUUUAGAAUUGCUUAAAAUAUCUUUUUCAAAUAUUUAUGAUGGAGAUUUUUAAGCUGUAAAAUACAGAAACUAUUUUCAAAAAUGUUACUGAUUCAUGAAGAUUGUAUAUGAACUUCCAUGUGUCAAAAGCUUUGCGUUUGUUUCUGUGGAUGAGAUCCCCUCAUACACUUGUUUUUUUGUUUAAGGAAAAUACCCCACAACCAAACACAAAAGCAUUUUGUUAUGCUGGUUUUUGAAACAGGAGGUUUUUCACCUCAUUCUUUUAACGUGCUGCCUUAGGGCAGGCAUCUAGAUUUUGGCAAAAUCUUGCCUGUGGUGUUAGGCACAGAACUACAGCGGUGCUUGGUGUGUCAAAUUUCAGUGUCUUAGACUGGAAAGCAGGCUCAGGAACUGACCAGGUAACUUGCAAAUGAGCGACUUCUCAAAAUUCUGACAUAUGGUACCUUGUCAAAGACAAAGUGAAAAAUGAGUUUAAGCAGCUAAUACUGCCUGGAAGUCCCGAUACUGCUAUUACUUUGCAGGAGUUGGAUGAAACGUGUGAUGUGAUGCCUGCUAGUCAAAUGUGUGGGAAUGGGAGAUUAGGAGAGCUCAUAGCCAUUGAGCCUGACCUGGAGAAGUCCUGAGGAACACAUAGCUAUUGAAAGGUUAUCCUGAGAUUUGGCAGGGGCAGGCAGCAAAGAGGACUGGAGUGUGACAGCUGAGGAAGGAGUAGCUGGGUAGAUUAUGGCAUAAGACUGCACAGGGUAUGGAUUUUAAUCCUAGUGUUAGUUAUACUUGCAGUACACUGAGGAGAAGAUAUUAUGUUAUCAGCCUAAUAAAGUACUAAUAUUUGUUUAGAGCAAUUUCAUGCAGAAAGUUCUGCUCUCAUUUUCUGAGUGCUACAUUGAAUUGCAUGAAGGUUGGAAGGGAUUCCUGGAGGUCUUAGUCCUGUCCUCCGCUCAAGGCAGGACUUAAUUUAGAGUCAGACUGGAGAUGCUCAAGGCCUAUCACAACGUAAGAUGUAAGUCCCACAACUCUGGACAGCCUUCUCCACUGCUUGACUGCCAUCGCUGUGAAUGCUUUCUCCUUUUCUUUUUCCCCUUGUACCUAGCAGGUCUCCUCCCUGCUGCAAUGUGUGCCCCUUUCCUUUGAUUGCACACCACCAAGGAGAGUCUGUAUUCAUCUCCUCUUACAGCCCCUAUUUGGCAGCUGAAAACAAUUAUAUUCCCCUCUUCUCUAAGCCAAAUAAACCCAUCUCCAUAUCAUGUGCUCUAGCCUUGUAACCAUCUUGGUGGCCUUCUGCCUGACCUGCCCUACCAAUGUCUUGUAUUGAGGGGCCCAAAACUAAACAUAGUCCUCCAGAUGUGAUCUCAUGAGUGCUGAACAGAGGGAAGAAAUCAGUUUUCUUGACCUGCUGACCAUGCUUCUUCCAAUGCAGCCCGUUCUUUGUUAGCUGGCAUCACUGCAAGGGUGCACUGCUGACCUGUCUUCAACUUACUGUUCACCAGGACUCGUAGGUCCUCUCCAGAGCUCUUCUUUAAUCAUUCAGCCAAGAGCCUGCUGUUUCAUGAGAUGACUCUGGCCCAAGUAUAGAACUCUGAAUUUUGUAUCAAGUGUAGCAGUCAGAAUCUGGUUCCUGGAGAAUGUUAGAGUAAUUAAAUACGUUACUUUUUGCAUUAGAGUGAGGGGUUUUUAGGUUACUAAUGAGAAGAAACAUUUAAUCUUCAAAUAUUAAUCUGAAAGUUGCAGAUAAAUAUACAGAAGAAAUGGCAACCACUAGAAAAAGUGGUUUUCUUAAUAUAAUCUAUUGGAUCCUGGUUUUUCAGGUCAAGUGGACAGACUGUUGUUUAGAUAUUAAACUAUUCCAGCAGUAGGAAUGCAUGGAUUUUUUUUUCCAUGUACUAAUCAACUGACUGUCUUGCAACAAAUAAUUUGGGCCAUAAUAAGAUAGGUGCAUAGUAUGAACCAUAUCGCUUGCAGAAGUAUAUGGGUUUUAUUGCUUGAAGUUUUUGUUUCUGUCUUCUGGCAGACGUGUCAUUUCUAGCUACUGGCUGAGAGAGAAAUGAGAACAUGUGAAGGCAUUUUGGUUUCUUGUGACUUUGUACUAAAACCUUAAGACUAAAAUAAUACCUUCACCUUUGUUUUGUCUGAGGAGAGCAGAGCAUUUCAGUGGGUCUGUUUGGCAGGAAAUGCUGACAAGCUGGCAGCUCUGUUUCCAGCUCACUGGGUCUAUUUGGGUUGGCAGAGAGGUAAGCUGUAGCUCUUAGGAGGUGUUUUUGUUGUUUUGUUAACUUCAUUGAUGACACUUUUAGACAUAAUUUCCAACAUCCCAUAUUGUAAGAUCUUUGCCAAAGUCUAUUGCUCUUACCAGAGGCCCACAGUGAAAUGGAGCCCUCCUCUCCCUUUGUGGUUUCUAUGAUAUUAUAAUUAUCUAAUAAUAAUUAGCCAACUGCAUAUUUUGAAGUGUGCACUUCAGUUUCUUGUAAUGAGAAAAUUGUACGCUGUCACCUGCCUAGAUCCCAGUUUAGUAGUAACUUGCUCUUGGUGUGUAAUCAUAGAAUAACAGAAUCUUAAGGGUUGGAAGGGAUCUCGAAAGAUCAUCCAGUCCAACCUCCCUGCCAGAGCAGGACCACCUAGAGUAAGUCACAGGAACUCAUCCAGGUGGGUUUGGAAUGUCUCGAGAGAAGGAGACUCAACAAUGCAUCUGGGCAGCCUGUUCCAUUGUUCCCUCACCUGAACAGUGAAAAAAUUCUUCCUUGUAUUUCUUUGGAACCUCUUGUGUUCCAGUUUAUACCCAUUGACCCUUGUUCUAUCAUUGGCCAUCCUUGAGAAGAGCCUGGCUCCAGCCUCCUGACUCCCACCCUGUAGAUAUUUGUAAACAUUAAUGGAGGACGUGGAACUGAAUUGAGAGGUAAUGAUUUUCUGUGUUAUUUUAGAAAGCACAUUCUGCUUGUAAGAGACAUAAGAGAAGAUAAUACAAAAAGCAUUGAAGAAUUUUGAAGAGUUUUGUCAAUGGAAGACAAAGCGAGUUGUCACUGAUUAAAGAAGUGUCAGAUUGGGGCCUAAAACCCAGUACAGAAGAUCUAAGCUGUAAGAUUGGAUCUAGAAAAGUUGUUCUGACACACGGAAAAGUAAGAAGAAAUUAUAAUGUGGUGCAAAUUAAAUGUUUUGGGAAGUUUUCUGGUACUGGUGUGUUUAAAUAGGUUUAGAGUAAACUUGAGACGAAGACAAGAUCCUUGACAGCCUACAAAGGCAAAGUCAGAUCUUGAAGAUACUUUGAGGGUUGCAGAAAUUGAACUGAUCUAAGGCAGUGUGCAGCAUAAGUAAAUAAAUGCUAAAUAGGUGUAAGUGAUCUUUAUCAGUUCAUGUAAUCACACAGGCUGGUAUCAGAAAAGGUAUCUGAAGUGGAAUUUAUUUGCUUAUCCUGGUCCUUAAGGCAUCACCUGUCUGUGCUUCAAUUAAAACCUGCAGUCCUUUACACAUAAGGAUUGCUGCUUUGUUUCCCUGACUGACACCUAGCACAGCAGACUCUGGCUCCGAGUUGAGAGUUUGCUCCAAAAUAGGUGUUGAAUUCUAGUUGUCUGUGGUAGAGAGAGCUGUAGGCUCCCUGCUCUGUUCAAAAGCAGUAGGAGCAGUGGUGUUUGCUGCUGCUUUGGCCUCUCUGCAGCCUGCAAAAUGUUGAAUCCCCAACCGCGUAGACAGGAGUUACCCUUGCUGUGUGGUUUUGUUUUUGCUUUCCAUGAAAAGAAAUGAGUGGCGAGAUUUAAAUAAGCAUUUGUUGUGAAGUACUUCUUAUACGUCAUGCCUUGACAUUCAGAAGAUGGCUGUGUGCCACGUUAUAGUCAGUAGCUUAACUAUUUGGGGUUUGUGGUGUGUGGGGAAGGGUUUUUUUCCAUGUUGUGUUUGGGUUUUUUUAAAGAUUGUCAUCUUUGAAGAACAAGAGUAACUGUAACCAGAACUGCUUCACUUGGGUUUAUGUUUGUAUUUUGAGAGAAAAUAUAAAAAGAACACGGGAAAAUGAAAAAAUGCUGGAAAACAAAUGAAUUUAAAAUGUUUGUAGUUUAAUGAAAA
Messenger RNA from Colius striatus (speckled mousebird), 6957 nucleotides. RefSeq names its product HEAT repeat containing 3 (gene HEATR3). The coding region runs from base 168 to 2096 and encodes 642 amino acids. Gene Ontology annotation, biological process: ribosomal large subunit biogenesis; protein import into nucleus. The record is from RefSeq and is a predicted model, not a curated record. The transcript is spliced from 16 exons. Lineage: Eukaryota; Metazoa; Chordata; Aves; Coliiformes; Coliidae.